AUGGCCUCAUCAGCCAAACCUAGGGAACCCAACAGCCCAGCAGAAAGGGAGACCACCGAUGCCCCCCCGUUUUUUGAACAUUUGGAAGGUCAAUGGAGGCAUGGACGUUAUUAUGGCGACUGGAAACCAUGGAAGUAUAUCUUUCCAAUCGACGCGGAAGAGCUUAAUAGGGCCGAUAUGCUGCACAAAUUCUUUAGCCUUGCCAACGAUGAAGAGAUCACUACAGUUAAGCUUAGGAGCGAUCGCCAAAUGAGGGUAAUGGAUCUUGGUACUGGAACCAGUAUAUGGGCUACUCUGUUUCUUCGAAAGUUCACCCAGGCUCAUGUCUUAGGGGUCGACAUCAACCGAAUUCAACCGCCCACAAUCCCCAUACGUUUAUCAACGAUUCAGUUUGACCUCGAAGAACCAUGCUGGGACAAGCUGUGGCAAGACUGUGACCUCAUUCACAUUAGACAAUUGCUCGGUUGCAUCGAAACCGACCUAUGGCCCACAAUUUACAAAAAUAUCUUCAACCACCUGGUGCCUGGCAGCGGUUAUAUUGAGCAAACGGAGAUUGACUGGGACCCUCAAUGGGACGAGAGUGGUGAUAUACCUUCGCCGUCAAGCCUCAAAGAGUGGGCUGACAGAUUCCUGGCUGGCUUGGAUAGAAGUAAGAGGAGCGGUAGGGUAGACCCUGCGCAUAGGCGUCGAAUGCUCGAGGAUGCCGGUUUCACUGAGAUAGAGGUGAAGACCACGCGGUUGUAUGCCAGCCCGUGGAGCCGGGAUGAAAGAGCCAAUGACAUUGCGAGGUGGUUCAAUAUGUCAUUCAUCAAUGGUAUAGAAGGAAUGAGCCUGACACCAAUGAUCGACUAUGGGGACAUGAGAAUAGAAGAGGUCAGAAAUCUCUGUCACCGAGUGGAUCGAGAGAUGGCUCAUCUCCAAUACCAUGGGUAUAUGACGCUCUACACCUGGAAGGCAAGGAGAGCCUCUUAG
Clonostachys rhizophaga is the source of this 972-nucleotide messenger RNA. The record is from the annotation of a GenBank genome assembly. NCBI's taxonomy places the organism in Eukaryota, Fungi, Ascomycota, Sordariomycetes, Hypocreales, Bionectriaceae.